AUGUGUGAGCACAAUCUUGUUAGUUCUGGCUAUGUUGCUCCCCUCUUAAAUUUUCACUCCCCAGACUCAUUGUACCUUCAAAAUUUGCGUAGCAAUGGAGCCCAUCUCUCCGGGCUUCAGCAGAUAUCCUACGGUAGAAGAGAGGUGUGCUCGCUCCCGUGGAGUUCUCCAAAUUCGUGCACCACGCCGGGCCAGAGCCGCGCCUACAGUGGCUACGCUCAGCCGUUUUUCAGCAAUUCAGCCGCUGUGGGCGCUAGCCUCAACAACCACAACAAGAGCUCGCUGGAGGAAUCCGGGAGGUAUUACUUCCAAGAUGUCAGCCACAAAUCAGGGGAGCCAGGUCGAUCGAGUGCAGCGUUAGCAAGCGAGUCUGCCAGCAAGUAUGGCAUUUCUGACUUGGAAAGGCGACAACAAAACAGAGUUGUACAUAAUACGCUGAACUCCACUGAUCAGCCUGAUGGAACCAAACAGUCUGUCAGCUCCGACGCUCCAGUUCAGCCAUCACAGAGUAUUACCUUCUCCGACGGAUUACCAUGGUGUCCUACACAGGUGAGAUCCAGAAAAAAGAGAAAACCUUACACGAAGCCACAGCUAGCCGAACUGGAAAACGAAUUUAUGAUAAAUGAAUUUAUAAACCGACAGAAACGAAAGGAACUUUCGGACAGAUUGGAACUGAGCGACCAGCAAGUGAAAAUUUGGUUUCAGAAUCGCAGGAUGAAGAAAAAAAGACUUUUGAUGCGCGAGCAUUCCUUUACCAUGUACUAGGAACAAUGAAAACAAUUUUAGGAUUUGUUUAAUGACAUUUUCGUAUUCAAACAAGAGACUUUAUUUCUGAAUGAGAUUCAAAUCCACCAGUGGCCAAUAGAUGAUAAGUCGGAUUAACCACCAUAUGAAGCCUAAUCUACAACAAUAUCAAGAUAAUUAUUUUAAGGUUAAUAUUUAUUUAUCACAGAGUUGCUGAAUUUGUAUGUGUCUGCUGGAUGUUUUGUGAAUUAAAAUUAUUCUAAAGUAAAAUCAGCUUGCUUUAACAGAUCCUAACAUACAAGAAAGAAUGCUUUGUAGUUUAGCAAAAUAUCACAUUAAUUGUAUAAACAUACUGAAUAUAAAGAAUUGAAUAUACUGAAUAUAAGAAUAUUGAAUAUAAAACAUGCGUUUUGCCAGCAUUUGAAACUGCAAGAAGUAAUCGGCAGCUAACAUUACGGGGUAAACUACAUUUUCAAAAAUGUCCCAACCUUUCGAGUAAUCAAACCUAAUUUGUAUAGCGAGAAAUUCAAAUGUAGUUCUGGCAUUUUAUACUUAAGUAUUAUGUAUAAUAUUUAUUAAGUGUGCUGUGAAUUCUGAAUACCAUUAAACCUUUGGCAUUCUUGUACGAUAUUUUUGGGAUUUGUGGCUUUUAAUUCAGUGGGUGAUUCCGACACGCUCCAACAAGAAACAAAACAGGAGCGCCUAGUGAGUCAUACGUCCAAGCUCAAGUUCGUUUAUGGCAAUGCACAAAUUAAAUUUUGUGAACACCUCUGUCCAUUAAGAAUUGUAGUAAAUCAAA
Messenger RNA from Paramisgurnus dabryanus, 1543 nucleotides. It is a transcript of the gene hoxd12a, whose product is annotated as homeobox D12a. NCBI's taxonomy places the organism in Eukaryota, Metazoa, Chordata, Actinopteri, Cypriniformes, Cobitidae. The record is from RefSeq and is a predicted model, not a curated record. Gene Ontology annotation, biological process: regulation of DNA-templated transcription. Gene Ontology annotation, molecular function: DNA-binding transcription factor activity, RNA polymerase II-specific; sequence-specific double-stranded DNA binding.